This is a messenger RNA of Zingiber officinale, 1864 nucleotides long. RefSeq names its product GDP-L-galactose phosphorylase 1-like. Gene Ontology annotation, biological process: glucose metabolic process. Bases 478 to 1605 code for a protein of 375 amino acids. The record is from RefSeq and is a predicted model, not a curated record. Gene Ontology annotation, molecular function: GDP-D-glucose phosphorylase activity. NCBI's taxonomy places the organism in Eukaryota, Viridiplantae, Streptophyta, Magnoliopsida, Zingiberales, Zingiberaceae. The transcript has 8 exons. Gene Ontology annotation, cellular component: cytoplasm.
GGUGAUGUCACGAUCGUUCAAACUCCACCAUCCGUUGUCGUCUCCAGCGACCUUCUUUCGUUCCCAAAUCCCAAUUGCCAUCCGUCGCCUCGACUCGCAUCGCUUCCUGCGAAAUCCUAGCCCAGUGGUAGUUGAUGGGCGAUUGAUCUCUUACGUCUGCUGGUGGAUGAUUGAGAUUUCGUUCGCGCGGCCGGAAAAUUGCUAGUCCUAGGAGGGCUGGCUUCAUUAAUUCAACCACGGCUCCGAGAAAAGAAUACCGUCCUUUAGAUCGUAGGGGAAGACCAUGCUUUCAGCACUUUCCUAAGUUUUUGCUUGCCUCCCCUUCUUUCCACGGCGGCAGGGGUGCCCUACCUUCAGCUGGGGGGCAUCCUUCGGAUCUUACGUUCCUUGCUGGUGGCGGGCAAUCUGAUCUGCACUAUAUCUUAGUGUGUAGUUUCUGAUAUUUAGUUCUGGUUAAGCUUUUCUAGCAGGACGGUUAUGGCCCCAGUUGGGCAUGUUGAAAGUGAAUGUACGCUUCAACGGGAGAGCACGAGAACCGAGCGGUGUAAAAGUCAUCAAGUGCCUAAUUGCAUUACGAAUAUCUAUCAUCUUGGUAAAUCUAUUCAAGAUGAUGAUGUUUUAGGUGACUUGCCAUGCUCUGAGGCAAGAAGUCAUAGUCUAUUGGACAUUCUUCUCCUUUCUCAGUGGGAGGAUCAUGCCUUGAAGGGAAAUCUUAGAUAUGAUGUCAGCACUUGUCAAAUGAAGAUAGUUUCUGGUGCAAAGAAGUUCAUUGCUCAGCUGAAUGAAAAUUGGAACUUAAAUACCCUUAUGGACUUUGAGAAGAAAAGCUUUCAAGCCCGUGGGCCUUACUGCUUUAGUGAUGUUAAACCUCACAGGGAGGAUUUACUAAUUUGUGUGACUUUUGGAGAAAAGGAGGGUUCUGAACUUGUUUCAUCAUCUAUCCUUCCUAAAGAUGGAGUUUUAGUUAUUGCAAAUGCAAAUCCUGUGGAAUAUGGGCACAUAUUCUUAGUACCAUAUGAUGUCCAUAAGAUGCCUCGGCUGUUAGAUAAGAGAGUUCUUGAAUUGAUGACACAAAUUGCGGCUGAAGUAGCCAAUUCCUCUUUUCAUAUCUUUGUGGAUUAUGAUGGUUCUGAAAGUAUGGAUCAUAGAGGUUUUCAGGCGAGCUACUUUGCAGACCCUUUACCUGUGGAGCUUCUUCCCAGCAUCCCUGUUUAUGGUAAUUUGCUUUCAACAGGUAUAUAUAUCGGUGAAGUAGCAGAUUAUACUUUGAAAGCUUUAGUCUUUGUGAGCAAGAAUUUCAACAAAACAGUCCAAGUUGUUGGAGAAAUAUGUGCUUACUUGUGCGACAACGGUAGUGCAUUCAGUCUGCUCAUCUCUGACUGCGGCAAAAAGGUGUUUUUGUUUCCUCAGGUUCGUGCACCAUUUAGGUACCAACUUUCUGCCUGGGAAUGUGGAGGUUAUUUCAUCUAUGAUACACAAUCUGAUUUCAACCAUGUCACCGAGUCGUAUAUAUGCAGCCUUCUCGCUUCCGUGUCCCUCGAUGCUCACAAUUUCAAAACUCUCAAGCAACAAUGCUGUACUGCUGUAUCCAAGUUCAUGAUUUGAAUCUCCCUCCCCUCGCAACUAUGGCUCCACUGCUACUCUCUCAUCUUUCCUAGUUCAUCGUGUGAUAUACUGUGCCUAAAACAAAUGAUUGAGAAUUGCUAGUGAGCAUAAAACAUAUGUUUGCCGCUGUCACUCUUUUAUCGUAAAAUGAUGACCCUAAACCUGUGUAAUAGGGAUGUAAAACUCGAAGUCAGUUCCCUUUGUUAUUUCUCACAAUAUAUGCUGCCAACUCGCCAAACUGUAUUUGGCUGCUGUUAAA